This is a messenger RNA of Cynocephalus volans (Philippine flying lemur), 1512 nucleotides long. RefSeq names its product olfactory receptor 5M11-like. The transcript is spliced from 3 exons. Gene Ontology annotation, cellular component: membrane. NCBI's taxonomy places the organism in Eukaryota, Metazoa, Chordata, Mammalia, Dermoptera, Cynocephalidae. Gene Ontology annotation, biological process: G protein-coupled receptor signaling pathway; sensory perception of smell. Gene Ontology annotation, molecular function: olfactory receptor activity; G protein-coupled receptor activity; odorant binding. The coding region runs from base 1 to 1512 and encodes 503 amino acids. The record is from RefSeq and is a predicted model, not a curated record.
AUGACCUCCCCAAACCACUCUGCGGUGAUGAAAUUCACUCUCUUAGGACUCACAGAGGACCCAGUGCUACAGAAGGUUCUCUUUGGGGUGUUUCUGGCCAUCUACCUAAUCACACUGGCAGGGAAUCUGUGCAUGAUCGUGCUGAUCAGGACCAAUUCCCACCUGCAGACACCCAUGUAUUUCUUCCUUGGCCACCUCUCCUUUGUAGAUAUUUGCUACUCCUCCAAUGUUACUCCAAAUAUGCUGAACAAUUUCCUGUCAGACCAGAAGACCAUCUCCUAUGCUGGAUGCUUCACACAGUGUCUUCUCUUCAUUGCCCUUGUGAUCACUGAGAUUUAUCUCCUGGCUUCAAUGGCACUGGAUCGCUAUGUAGCCAUCUGCAGCCCUUUACAUUACAGUUCCAGGAUGUCCAGGAGCAUGUGUGUCUCUCUAGUCACUGUCCCCUACGUGUUCGGCUUCUUUAAUGGACUCUCUCAGUCACUGCUGACGUUCCACUUAUCCUUCUGCGGCUCCCUUGACAUCAACCAUUUCUACUGCGCUGAUCCUCCUCUCAUAAUGCUGGCCUGCUCUGACACCUAUGUCAAAAAGAUGGCAAUGAAAAAAAAUGGCAGUGCAGCAACAGAAUUCAUUUUACUGGGGCUCACAGAUCGCCCAGAACUCCAGCCUCUCCUCUUUGUGCUGUUUCUGGCUGUUUACCUCGUCUCCCUCGUAGGCAACCUGGGCAUGGUGGUGUUAAUCAGACUGGACUCUCGCCUUCACACACCCAUGUACUUCUUCCUCGCUAACUUAGCCUUUGUGGACUUGUGCUUCACCUCGAAUGCAACCCCACAGAUGCUGACUAAUUUCUUAUCAGAGAAGAAGACCAUUUCCUUUGCUGGCUGUUUUACACAGUGCUGCAUCUUCAUUGCACUUCUCCUCACUGAGUUUUACAUGCUGGCAGCAAUGGCCUAUGACCGCUACGUGGCCAUCUGCAACCCUCUGUGCUACAGUCUGAAAAUGUCCAGACGAGUAUGCAUCUCCUUGGCUACAUUUCCUUAUGUGUAUGGCUUCUCUGAUGGGCUGUUUCAGGCCAUCCUGACCUUCCGCUUGACCUUUUGUAGAUCCAAUGUCAUUAACCACUUCUACUGUGCUGACCCACCACUCAUUAAGAUGUCUUGCUCUGAUACUUAUGUCAAAGAACAUGCUAUGCUCAUAUCAGCUGGCUUCAACCUCUCCAGCUCCCUUACCAUCAUCCUGGCGUCCUAUGCCUCCAUUGUGGCUGCCAUCUUCUGCAUCAAAUCAGCCGAGGGAAGGCACAAGGCAUUCUCCACUUGUGGUUCCCACGUGAUGGCUGUCACCCUGUUUUAUGGGACCCUCUUCUGCAUGUAUGUAAGACCACCAACAGAUAAGACUGUUGAAGAAUCCAAGAUAAUAGCUGUCUUCUACACCUUUGUGAGUCCUGUGCUUAAUACAUUAAUCUACAGUCUGCAGAACAAAGAUGUAAAACAGGCCUUGAAGAAUCUCCUCAGAUGA